Molecule: messenger RNA, 5718 nt
Organism: Engraulis encrasicolus (European anchovy)
Lineage: Eukaryota; Metazoa; Chordata; Actinopteri; Clupeiformes; Engraulidae
Gene: abca5
Product: ATP-binding cassette, sub-family A (ABC1), member 5
Exons: 40
Coding region: 87-5168 (1693 amino acids)
Biological process (GO): lipid transport; transmembrane transport
Cellular component (GO): membrane; intracellular membrane-bounded organelle
Molecular function (GO): ATP binding; ABC-type transporter activity; ATP hydrolysis activity
Source: RefSeq, a predicted model, not a curated record
UUUACACCUACGACGGGUAGACAGCGGAGAGGAGAGGGCUUUUACACAGAAAAAGAAAAGCUUGCGAACAUGAAAGGCUGGCCUUGAUGUAUUUCAUACCUGUGCCAAACGUCAAGGUGAGAACGCGACCUCAUGCCAGCCACUCGCAGCAUGCUGGAAGGAUGCAGCAACAACAACCCAUAACCAAACGAGAGGCCGGGGUCUGGCACCAAACCAAGAGCCUGCUCUACAAGAACCUGCUCAUCAAAUGGAGAACCAAACAACAAAGCUUACAGGAGCUGAUCCUGCCUCUGCUGCUGCUGGGUCUGUUGAUCCUGAUCAGCACCCACAACCCCCACGUGUACUACGGCGGCAUCGAGACCAUGGAGCUGGAGAGCGAGAACUACCUGGCCCUCAAGGGGCUGGGGCUGGGCUACACGCCCAUCACCAACGUCACCGCGCAGAUCAUGGAGGAGGUGGCCGAGGAGCUACACAUGCGGGACCGUCUGGAGUGGUUUGCCAACGAGGAGGACCUGGAGAACGCCAGCCUCUACGAGCCCCUGGGCUACGUGGGAGUGGUGUUCCGAGACAACAUGUCCUACCGCCUGAGGUUCCCCUACAACCACCUGCCCUCGCCCAGCGACUACACAGAGUCCAUUGCUAGUUGUUUUUCCAACUCCGUAAACUGCCGAGCGGCCAACUACUGGUACUCCGGGUUUGUGCACUUGCAGACCCGGAUCGAUGCGGCCAUCAUCCAGAUGCAGACGAAGCGCUCGGUGUGGCGUGAGCUGGACGUGAAGGUGGUGAUGAUGGGCCAGCCGGGCUCGGUGGAGGUGCAGAAGUUCCCGCACGCGCUCAUCUCCAUCUACCUGGUGCUGGCCUUCACGCCCUUCGUCUCCUUCCUCAUCGUCAACGUGGCGGCCGAGAAGGAGCGACGCCUCAAGGACACCAUGACCAUGAUGGGACUGUACGACUCUGCAUUCUGGUUGUCGUGGGGUCUGCUGUACGCUGCGCUGGUGACCACCAUGUCCAUCCUGAUGGCGGUGAUUGCCACCUGCACCUCGCUCUUCUACAACUCCAACUUCCUCGUCAUCUUCCUCCUCAUCUUCCUCUACGGCAUCUCCUCUAUCUUCUUCUCGUUCAUGUUGACGCCCCUCUUCAAGAAGCCCAAGUUUGCGAGCACGGUGGGCUCCAUGUUGACGGUGGUGUUCGGCUGCCUGUCUCUCUUCACCGUGCUCAUGAGGGACUUCCCCCAGACGCUCGUCUGGCUGCUCUGCCUGCUCUCCCCCAGCGCCUUCUCCAUCGGCAUCGCACAGGUGGUAUACCUGGAGGCUCAGGGGGAUGGCGCAGUGUUCUCCACGCUGGUCAACGGGCCCCAUCCUCUCUACGUACCCCUGCUCAUGCUCACCAUAGACUGCCUCCUCUACCUGCUGCUCGCCGUCUACCUCGACCAGGUGCUGCCAGGCGAGUUUGGCAUGCGGCGCUCCAUCAUCUACUUCCUGAAGCCGUCCUAUUGGUCGCAGCGGAGGAAACGCUACGUGGAGGUCAGCUCGGUCUACGAGACGGAGGUCAAUGGGGCGCCUGUCAUCGAUGAGUCAGUCGAGCCCGUGUCCCCCGAGUUCAGAGGCAAGGAGGCCAUCAGGAUUAAUAACAUCCGGAAGGUGUACAAGGAGAAAGACAGCAUAGUGGAGGCUUUGAGAGGCUUCUCCUUUGACAUCUACGAGGGCCAGAUCACGGCGUUGCUGGGCCACAGUGGAGCGGGGAAGUCCACCCUCAUGAACAUCCUGUGUGGCAUCUGCCCCCCCACUGAAGGCACCGCCAGCAUCUACGGGUCCCCGGUGGCAGAGGUGGCGGAGGGCAGUGAGAUGAAGCAGCUGGUGGGCAUCUGUCCGCAGUUCAACAUCAUCUUCGACGUGCUCACCGUGGAGGAACACCUGCGCAUCUUUGCCGCCAUCAAGGGAAUCCUGCCCUCAGACAUCGACGCAGCGGUGUCUAAGGUGCUGAAGGACCUGGACCUGGAGAAGAUCAUGGACGCCCAGGCCAAGAACCUGAGCGGAGGCCAGAAGAGGAAGCUGUCUGUGGGCAUCGCCAUCCUGGGAGACCCCAAGAUUCUGCUCCUGGACGAGCCGACUGCUGGCAUGGAUCCGUGCUCGCGGCACCAAGUCUGGUCUCUGCUGAAGAGCAGGAGAGCUGGCCGAGUCACCGUCCUCAGCACCCACUACAUGGAUGAAGCAGACAUACUCGCCGAUCGUAAGGCGGUGAUAUCACAGGGCCAGCUGAAGUGUGUGAGCUCCUCCCUGUACCUCAAGACCAAGUGUGGGGUCGGAUACCACCUCAGGAUGUCUGUGACUGAGGGUUGCGAAGUGGACGGCAUCACGACACUGGUGAAGCAGCAUGUCCCCAAGGCCCAGUUGUCACGGCAACAGGAGGCCGAGCUGACCUUCACCCUGCCCUUCGAGAGCAUGGACACCUUUCCAGGUCUGUUUGCGGAGUUGGACUGUCGGCCUGAUCUAGGCAUCACCAACUAUGGCGUGUCCAUGACGACUCUGGAGGACGUGUUUUUACGUCUGGAGGCAGAGGCUGAGGUCGACCAAGCAGACUACAGUGUGUUCAACCAGGCGGAGCAGGGGGAGGGCGAGGACGCCGCGGACCAGGCCGCCACCACCAUGGACGAGACGGACCAGAAGCUGCUGACCUUCUCCGACGGCCGGCAGGACGUGGUGACGGGCCACGCGCUCUGGAGGCAGCAGUUCAGCACCGUGGCCUGGCUACACACACUGAACCUGCAGCGCGAACGCAAGCCCAUCAUCUACACGUUCACCCUGUUCCUGGUGUUUUUGGCGGCGGUGCUCUUCCUGUCCGUUGCCACGGGCAACAUCCAGAUCCACUCCCCCGACCGCCAGUUCCUGCCCAUCUACCUGCUGAAGCGCCACCAGUCCCCUCACAAGUACACCACGCCCCUGCUGGUGCAGAACUCCUCAGACUCGGACAUUUCCAGUUUGCUCCAGAGCAUCGAGGCCCAGGACAUCAAGGUGGAGACCAUGAGGAAGGCCGACUACAUGUCUGCUGCUCCACACAGUGCUGCCAUCAACGUCACCGGGUCCAACAAGGGCUUCAGCUACUGCUUGGCGUUUAACAGUACUACGGUGCACUCCUUGCCCAUGGUGGUCAACGUGCUGAGCAAUGCCCUGCUGAAGGGCCUCAACGGCACCGGACACAUCAACACAUGGACCAAGCCCUUCGACUUUGAACUUCCUGACUCCACGUCGUAUGCGCUGGUCUACAUCGAGGCUGUGAUCCUGGGGAUGCUGGCUGCUGGCAUGCCCGCCUACUUCGCCAUGGACCACACUCGCGACCGAGAGAUCAAGUGCCGCUCCACGCUGCGGAUCUCGGGCCUGGUGCCGUCGGCGUACUGGUGCGGCCUGGCGGCCAUCGACAUCCCCUUCUAUUACCUCAUCCUCACCUGCAUGACCUGCACGCUCUUCGGCUUCCACACCUCCAAGAUGCCCACCUCCACCAACAUCACCGCCGUGGUGCUGUGUGUGAUCGGCUUCAGCCCCGCCAUGAUCCUCUUCACCUACUGCGUGUCCUUCAUGUUCACGCGCGUGCAGAGCAACAGGGACUUCUUCUCCGUGGUCUCCAUGAUGGUGUGUGUGGUGUCUGCCUCCAUAGUGCAGUUGGCGUUCAUGUUUGACCUGGGCAACCUGACGCGCAUCCUCCACAGCCUGCUCUGCCUCUUCAACCCUCUCUACCCCCUCAUUGGCUGCCUCAACUGCGUUGCCAAGGCAACCUUCAUUCCGUCUGCUGUGGAGGAGGAGCUGCUGUGGAAGGGCCUGCUCAUCGCCGUCCUGGCUCCCUAUCUGCAGUGCAUCCUGCUGUUGUUCCUGCUGCGGUGGCUUGAGCUGCGUCAUGGAGGCAAGACCAUGAAGAACGACCAGCUCUGCAGGAUCUCGUCCAAGCCCAAGGGCAAGGUGCAGCGCAACCCUGAGGAGACCCAGGCGGAGGACGAAGACGUGUUGGUGGAGAAGGCACGCGUCAAAGAGGCACUCACCUGCCAGUGCUGUGAAGAGAAACCUCUGGUGGUGGUGAGUAACCUGAGGAAGCAGUAUAAAGAGCGGAGAGAGGGCUUCUCCCUCAGCAAGAAGAACCGGGUGGCCACCAAGAACGUCUCCUUCUGCGUCCGCAAAGGUGAGGUGCUGGGCCUGCUGGGCCCCAACGGUGCAGGCAAGAGCACCAUCAUGCACAUGCUGGCUGGAGACACCGACCCUACAGCUGGACAGAUCCUGAUGGGUGACUACGGUACCGACUUCCGUCCGGUGGACACCCAGCUGGAGCACGUGGGCUACUGCCCGCAGGUCAACCCCCUGUGGCCGCGCGUCACCCUGCAGGAGCACCUCCAGAUCUACGCCGCUAUCAAGGGCCUCCGCGACCAGGACGUGCCCAACAUCAUUCGCCGGGUGGUCAAUGCUCUGGAACUGAAGGAGCAUCUCAACAAGCAAGCCAAGAAUCUCUCAGCAGGCAUCAAGAGAAAGCUGUGCUUUGCGCUGAGCAUGCUGGGAAAUCCGCAGAUAGUUCUGCUGGACGAGCCGUCCACAGGCAUGGACCCCAAGUCCAAACAGAGGAUGUGGAGGGCGAUCCGUGCGGCCUUCAAGAACCGCCAGAGAGGCGCCAUCUUGACCACACACUACAUGGAGGAGGCGGAGGCCGUGUGCGACCGCGUGGCCAUCAUGGUAGCAGGACAGCUCAGGUGUAUUGGGUCUAUUCAGCACCUGAAGGGCAAGUACGGUCGAGGCUACAGCCUGGAGAUCAAGCUGAGGGAGGAGCUGACGGGGCUGCAGCCGGUGGCCCUGCUCCACGAGGAGAUCCUGCGCAUAUUCCCACACGCCACGCGACAGGAGAGCUUCGCCACCCUGAUGGUGUACAAGAUUCCCAUGGAGGAUGUCAAGUCCCUGGCUCAGGCCUUCUCUCAGCUGGACAGUGCAAAGCAAAACUUCAACUUCGAGGAGUAUAACUUCUCCCAGUCCACUCUGGAGCAGGUGUUUAUGGAGUUUGCGAAGGAGCAGGAGAACGAGGAGGAGGAGGUGGGCUCCCUCAGCACCACCUUCCAGUGGCAACGCCUCCGCCAGGACGGGCCCGGACCCGGGCCAUCGCCGGCCAACCACGCGGACAGCAUCGUACACCAGCUCUGAUCUUAACACACGCACGGACGGACACACACACACACACACACACACACACACACACACACACACACGCUCACUCCCGUGUGCACACACACACACACACACACAUAACUCACUCCCGCUUACGCGCACACACACACGCACGCACGCACGCACACACACACACACAGAUGAGUGCCCUUCCACCACCCCUCAGACCUUCUCUAAGUAUCGGUGUGUGUGUGUGUGUGUGUGUGUGUGUGUGUGUGUGUGUGUGUGUGUGUGUGUGUUUAUUUUUGGAGGGAAAUGGUUGGACAGAUGGGGUCAGGGCACUCACUCAUUCACUUCAGAGGUCCUUCCCCCUGAGCCCUGUCUUCUUAAGGACCGCCCUGCUGCAACUCUGCCUUCUUCUGAUUGGACAGAUGCUCUGGACAGGAAGGGCCUGUGCCCGCCGCAAGGACUUUGUACAAAGUGUGUGCACUGGAUGCUCACACACUUCGGAAUAGGGUGAAGCGCGCGCGCGUGUGUGUCUGUGUGUGUGUAUGUCUGUGUGUAUGUGUGUACGUUGUGUGUGUGU